GCGCUCUCGCGCUCUCAUUGUUCCAGCCCAGUAUCUGGGAGUCAGUCAGGGGGGACCCCGAUACCCGGCCAGGAGGAGGAGUACCGGAGCCGGACUCAGACAGCCGCCCCCCAAUACCGGGAUCUGGGGGAGCUCCAUGUGACCGGCUGUGACCCCCACCCGUCACUCAGACACCCCGAUGGGGGGCAAGCAGAGCUCGGCCUCCCGCCCCAGGGGCCCCUUCCCCGGGGUGUCCUCGGAUGACACGGCCGUGCCCCCCUCCUCCCACUAUGGACAUUACAGGACGGGGGGCCCCAUGGGGCCCAGGAGCCGCUCGGUCAGCUCGGUGUCCGACCCCCCCGGGCCCCCAUUCGGCCUCUACCGGCCCGAGGCGGACAGGGGGGGCAGCUCGGGGGCCGAGGACUCAAGGGGGGGCCUGUACCUGGGGCCCCGGGCCUCCCUCACCGACCCCCUGCAACUGGCCCCCAGGUGGAUCGGGGCCCAGAGCGGAUUUCGUUGCCCUAUUUGUUCCAAGUCUGUAGCAUCAGACGAGAUUGAGAUGCACUUUAUUAUGUGUCUGAGCAAGCCACGGCUGUCCUAUAAUGAUGAUGUGUUAACAAGGGAUGCUGGCGAGUGUGUGAUCUGCCUGGAAGAACUGACACAAGGGGAUACGAUAGCAAGGCUUCCCUGCUUGUGCAUUUACCACAAAAGCUGUAUAGAUUCCUGGUUUGAGGUGAACAGAUGUUGUCCUGAACACCCUUCUGAUUGAGCCUCAGUUCUGCCUGGCUGACUUUACUUUAAGGAUGCUGGGUGCUGCUCACAGGAUCCGGGCCUGUAUUCUGCAUCGUGCCAGGGUUGUUUGAACUGCUUUCCUCACAUGCCCCCUUCAGUUACCCUGAAAUGGAGACCUGGGGAACAAACUGGAGACUCUUCCAUCAUCUAUAAAUAUACCUGGGGAGAAAGCCAAUGGGGAGAGCUGUGUCACUUCGCAGUCAGAAGGCCCAUUGCCGUGCCAUGUGAGUUUGGCGACACGUGGAGGUCAUAGGUCACAGGAAUGUCUGCUUUUUGGAACGAGGACCAAAGGGUGGAGACAGGGAAGGACACAGAGGGAUGUGUUGCAAUCCAUGCUGAGCAUACACACACAUAAAUAUAUAUAUAAACACAUUAUAUAAAUCUACUUGUUUUUGCGGCACUUUACACAGAACUGUUCGAUUUCGUUUUUGAUGCAGAGGAAGUAUCCUGCAUGUGCAGAGUCCCAGUAGGUAUUUGCAGUGUGGAGACGCGGAGGGAUGUUGUUUUUCCAGUUCUUGCUUUGCUGGUAACACGUUUUUGUCUUGUCACCUGGAGGGUGGUUUCCAGUGCUUCCCAUUUAGAGCUCCCCCCGGUGGAAGGCACUAGUUCAGUGUGUCUUGUCAUGCCAGCUGAUUGAUAAAGCAAAGGACUGAUGGACUUCUUGACGAUGCAGAUCUUCUUUUUUUUGCGGGGGGGGGGGGGGGUGGAGUGCAGUGUGGCAUGGUGCCCAGUGAUACCCGUAUGCCCAUAGCCUGAUGAAAAAUGUGCAGAAAACUAUCAGGUAGUCCAGAUUUAUAAUGAAAUAAUGCCCCUUCCCUUUCACCUGGAGGCUCAAAAUGUGGCAAAUCAUGUUCCUGUCUUUUUCCGUUCAAAUCUCCAUAUGCCUCUAAUGGAAGAAGGCUAAUCUGUUUGUGCAUGUUGGCGCCAUUGUAGCUACAUCUGACUUUUAGUAUAAUUGUGUACGGGUAUCCAAAUCUAUAUAGGUAGUUUAGCAUUGUGUCUUCUUGUGGUAGGGAAGUCCCAGAAUCCUUUGCUGAUUUUACCAAUCCCUGAGCAAAGCUUGUGUGCCUUGACACUAGGUUCUUAGAGGGCCCUCAAGUCUCACAAACGUAUGGGUUUAGGAUCCACUCACAGUAGUGCAGGGAACAGCUCAGGCCAGCUGAAGCUCGGAGAUCCUAAAACCUUGCUUUGAUUGAAGGUUCUGAGAAUCCUGGUUUAGUGGAACUCUCCAGAAAGGAAUGCCACCAUCCCUGGGUUCCCAAAUCCUUGCCAAUGCACUAUCUUCUCCUAUUGUCUAGCAGAUGGCCCCAGUGUGUCGGUACCCCGGCUAUAUCUGGAGAGACAGACCCAUAGACACCCUGAAUGCUGGACUGACAUAUUCUUCCUUUAGUGAAAAUUCCUCAGAUGUGUGCCAAAACUGUGAGCAGAAUAAUCUGAUUUAUCCAGCUUUCUGGCUCUAUUCAAUACUGCUUCAGACCCGAUAAGCUUUUUAGUAACAUUACAGAAUGUUCAGCCUAGCUAGUAACAUUACUCCCGAGAGCUCGGCCUAGCUAGUAACAUUACUCCCGAGAGCUCGGCCUAGCUAGUAACAUUACUCCCGAGAGCUCGGCCUAGCUAGUAACAUUACUCCCGAGAGCUCGGCCUAGCUAGUAACAUUACUCCCGAGAGCUCGGCCUAGCUAGUAACAUUACUCCCGAGAGCUCGGCCUAGCUAGUAACAUUACUCCCGAGAGCUCGGCCUGGCUAGUAACAUUACUCCCGAGAGCU
This is a messenger RNA of Pelobates fuscus (common spadefoot toad), 2537 nucleotides long. RefSeq names its product zinc and ring finger 1 (gene ZNRF1). The coding region runs from base 179 to 748 and encodes 189 amino acids. Gene Ontology annotation, biological process: protein K48-linked ubiquitination; proteasome-mediated ubiquitin-dependent protein catabolic process. Lineage: Eukaryota; Metazoa; Chordata; Amphibia; Anura; Pelobatidae. The record is from RefSeq and is a predicted model, not a curated record. Gene Ontology annotation, cellular component: membrane; cytoplasm; intracellular membrane-bounded organelle. The transcript is spliced from 5 exons. Gene Ontology annotation, molecular function: ubiquitin protein ligase activity.